AUGGCUGGCGAAGAUCCAACGGAAAAGGCGAAACAGUCACUCAUGCAACGAGCCAAGGCAUGGGGAGAAAACCCAUUCCCUCCCACUCUCCUGGCGUCUCUCAUCACCGCGCAGCACAUGCGUCCCUUCCAGUUCAUGCCAAUGCUAUUUCCUCCGGUCCUUCUAUUCACAAGCUAUGCGAAUAUCCAGGGCUUCAAGACAGACAGCGCAGGGAUCAGCGCCGCAUGGUCAGGCCUCUAUCUUCUCCUUGCAGGUCGGCGACGGCAGCCAUUGAUGAAGAAAUGGGGCGCGCGGGGAAUUGUUCGCGGCACGACCAUGGGUCUUUGCCUGCUCAAUAUGGUGGGCGGUGGAUUGGCUUAUACCCUGGGGAAGAGAGAAGAUCAUGAUGAGUGA
This is a messenger RNA of Aspergillus fischeri NRRL 181, 393 nucleotides long. RefSeq lists its product as uncharacterized. The record is from RefSeq and is a predicted model, not a curated record. The transcript has 2 exons. Lineage: Eukaryota; Fungi; Ascomycota; Eurotiomycetes; Eurotiales; Aspergillaceae. The coding region runs from base 1 to 393 and encodes 130 amino acids.